Messenger RNA from Komagataella phaffii GS115, 579 nucleotides. RefSeq names its product Presequence translocase-associated motor subunit. Gene Ontology annotation, cellular component: PAM complex, Tim23 associated import motor. The record is from RefSeq and is a predicted model, not a curated record. Bases 1 to 579 code for a protein of 192 amino acids. The transcript has a single exon. NCBI's taxonomy places the organism in Eukaryota, Fungi, Ascomycota, Pichiomycetes, Pichiales, Pichiaceae. Gene Ontology annotation, biological process: protein import into mitochondrial matrix.
AUGCUUUCAAUUAGAAAUAUCGGUGUCAGAUCCUUAGGUGUCAAUCAGAUGUUGACCAGAUCAUUUGCUUUGUCUGUUCCUCAAAUGCAACAACAGGCACAACCACAAAAAUCACACUCAGAUAAUCCGCUAAAUUGGGAACAAUUCUUGGCUUUACGUAAAAGCCAACGACGAGUCAACUUGGUAACCUCCAUAUUCAGUGCUCUGUUUGCAUCUUCAGCUUCAUGGGGAUAUAUUUCGCAAAUCGAAAUGAAUCCAACUGAAUUAAUCUUUGGAAUUGACCCAUUUAUGGCAUCUGCCAUUGGAAUGAUGGGUGCUUCAGUUUUAGGAUAUCUUCUAGGGCCUUUAUUUGGGGACGGUAUUUUCAACUUGAGACACAGGAAGAUUAUCCACGAGUUUACAGAGAAGCAGAAAGUGUUUUUGGAUCGAAUUAAGAAAAAUAGAGUUGAUGCCACGAGACAAUCUGUUGCCAACCCAGUUCCAGAUUACUACGGUGAAAAAAUAGGUUCUUUAAAGGAGUACCGUCAAUGGCUAAGAGACUGCAAUUCGUAUAGGAGGAGGGCUCGUGAGUUUGUCUGA